AUGUUGGCUCAUUUGUACUUUUUUGAUAAUAUGAGAGUAUUUCCCCAAAGAAUUUUAUUCUGUCUCUCAAUAUCAGAUUUUCUUUUCUCAAUAGGAUUACUUAUGUACAUAGAACCUGAUGUUAAUAACUAUAAUAAAUUAAGGUUUUAUUAUGAUAAUAUUUUAGAUGUACUAUUUAAGGAAUUAUAACUCAAUUUUCAUCAAUUAGUGCCUUUUUGUGGAGCACUACUAUUGCAUAUUUAUUAUAUAUUUCAAUUAUGAUAGGAUAAUAAAAAAUUACAUAAUUAGAAAGAUACUAGAAGGUAAUUUUUAUUUGUGGUAAACGAUAAUUACAAAAUAGGGUUUGCUCUUCCUAUAUUUACAUCUAUUUUACCAUGUUUUUUUGAUUCUUAUGUUCCAAUUCCAUAAAAAUUACCUGUUACUUGUUCAAUAAGUUCAAAUGAUGAAAAUAAAUCAAUACAAGAAAAUCAUAAUCUUAGUUUGUACUUAAAUCUAUCUUUGUUUUAUAUACCUGUAAUUAUUGCAGUGGUAAUUUCAAUAUAUUUCAUCAUGAGAUCAUAUUUCAAAAUUAAAAAAAAUAAAAGUCUGUAUAAAUUGCUUAAUAAAAGAUUAAACAUACAAUUAAUUUUUGCAAAAACUCUUAUAUUUUAUCCUAUAGGAUUAUUUAUUUGUUGGUUACCCUCAUUAAUUGUGUUUUUCAUUUUCACUUUCAAAAAUGAUUGGUUUUAAUAGAUUCAAACAUAGUAUGAGAUUCAUAAAUAUAUUAGAGUUGUUUAAUAUGGUUUAAGUUUUUUAUAAGGGUUUUUUAACAGUUUAAUCUAUUUAGUUAAUAUUAAUUUAAUGAGAAGAAAAUUAAAAACUCUAGAUAAAAUUUAGUAAAAUGAAAAUGUGAAAAAUAGUAUGUCAAAUAAUUUAGAUGAUAGUGUGAAAAGCAGUUCAUUUAGUAAUGGUUUUGAAAAUCUACAAGAUAUUUGA
This is a messenger RNA of Paramecium sonneborni, 975 nucleotides long. The record is from the annotation of a GenBank genome assembly. Lineage: Eukaryota; Ciliophora; Oligohymenophorea; Peniculida; Parameciidae.